Quercus lobata is the source of this 1332-nucleotide messenger RNA. RefSeq names its product exopolygalacturonase-like. The transcript is spliced from 4 exons. The coding region runs from base 1 to 1191 and encodes 396 amino acids. Gene Ontology annotation, biological process: carbohydrate metabolic process. NCBI's taxonomy places the organism in Eukaryota, Viridiplantae, Streptophyta, Magnoliopsida, Fagales, Fagaceae. Gene Ontology annotation, molecular function: polygalacturonase activity. The record is from RefSeq and is a predicted model, not a curated record.
AUGGGUUCAAUAUCAGUUAUUCGUUGUGUUUACCUUAUGUUCUUAUUAGCAUGCACUUCUGAAGUUGGGUUAGGAAAGACAGUUUUUAAUGUGAUGGAAGAUGGUGCUAUUGCCGAUGGAAAAACUGAUAACAGUGAGGUUUUUGAAAAUGUAUUUAACAAAGCUUGCCAAUCUGAAGGAAAAAAUAUUGUAUUAAUCCCACAAGGAACAUCUAUGUUGCGGCCUAUAGUGUUGAAAGGCCCAUGCAAGGGCCAAGUGGAAUUUCAAAUCAUAGGAACCCUACAAGCUCCUACAGAUAAAGCAUCUACAAUUAAUGUUGACCAUUGGAUCACCUUCCAAUAUAUAGACCAGUUGAUACUCGGCGGUGGUGGAAAAUUGGAUGGCCAAGGUCCCUCUGCUUGGGGUGACAAUACUUGCAGUAAAGAUCCAAACUGCAAAUCUCUUCCCAUUUCGUUGAGAUUUGAUUUUGUCACCAAUUCAAAGAUUACUAGCCUAACUUCAAUCAACAGCAAGAAUGCCCACAUGAACCUUUUUGGAUCCAAAGGUAUAGAAUUUCAUUACAUACAUAUAAUAGCACCCGAAGAUAGCCCCAAUACCGAUGGAAUACACAUUGGUUCAUCUAGCAAUAUUGAAAUCACGGAUUCGACAAUAGCCACGGGAGAUGAUUGUGUAUCAAUGAGUCCUGGUUCUAAAAACAUAAACAUCAGGAACGUAACAUGUGGCCUUGGUCAUGGAAUUAGUGUUGGAAGCCUUGGUGGGGGACCUAAUGAAGAAGAUGUUAGUGGAUUAACAGUGACUAAUUGCACCUUCAUUGGCACUCAAAAUGGCUUGAGGGUCAAAACAUGGGCUAAACCUUAUCCAGGCAAUGUUUUCAACCUUACAUUUGAAGAUAUCAUCAUGGAGAAUGUCAACAACCCCAUCAUCAUUGAUCAACAAUAUUGCCCAUCUCGCAAAUGUGAAAAGGGUGACUCCCAAGUUCAGAUUCACGAUGUUAAGUACAGAAACAUUAGGGGCACCUCUAGUUCAAAACUUGCAGUUGCUUUUGAUUGUAGCAAAAGCAAACCUUGUGAGAAGAUUGAGCUCGACGAGAUUAACCUAAGUUACCAUGGUGUUGAAGGACCUGUGGUAUCCUCAUGUGUCAAUGCCAAAGGUAUUGCUAAUGGUUUACAACAACCCCAAUCUUGCAUAUAGCACUCCUAGUUGCAGCACCUUGCUUGAAAUCAAGACAAAUUGAAGAUGAAUAAUCUAGCACUCUUAACCUACAUUCUUUUGACAGUAUAUUGUUUUGUACUUGAUUUGAAUGCUUACCUACAAGAAAUGUUGUAGGCGGUG